AUGGCCAUGACUGUCAGGCAGCUGGCCCGGUGGGACGUGCCUCUCCAGCGCAGAGGACUGUGCAUGACCCCAGGAAUUGGGGGCGUCCGUCUUCCCUUGCUGCCUUACGUGGGCAAGCCUCUCGACUCCUGCUUCCUGGCUAAGCUUUUUCUGCCCGCCCUCAUUUACAUCUUUCCCUCCUCUCUCCGAGGGGCUGCAGAAGGUGAGGAAGGGAUGUCGCCGAGGCUGCUGCUGCUGCUGCUCAUGCUUUGGGAAGGUUUCCUGGCUCAGUGUUCGAGCGCCCGGCUGACACUGCAGAGCCCUGUGACCGUGCAGGAGAGCCUAUGCGUCCUUGUGCCCUGCCGAUUUUCCCAUUCCUUGACAUUUUUUAAAACCGUUAACAUGUUUUGGUUUAGGAAAGAUGUGAAUAUGAACCAGGAUCUUCUAGUGGCGACAACUAAGCCAAAACAGAAGCUGCCGGGGAGGACCCAGGGCCGGUUUUUCCUCCCCAUGGACCCCAAGUCCAACAACUGCUCCCUGAGCAUCAGAGAUGCCAACAAGAGGGACAACGGAACAUACUUCUUUCAAAUAGAAAAUUACUUCGAGAGGACAUAUUCAUAUACAGAUAAGAUGCUCUCUCUGAAAGUGACGGAUCUGACCCACACCCCUGACAUCCUCAUCCCGGGGGCCCUGGAGUGUGGCCGCCCCACGAACCUGACCUGCUCUGUGCCCUGGGCCUGUGAGCAGGGCACGCCCCCCCUCUUCUCCUGGACGUCCGCUGCCCCCGCCGCCCUGGGCCCCAGCACCCGCCUGUCCUCCGUGCUCACCCUCCGCCCACGGGCCCAGGACCACGGCUCCGCCCUCACCUGUCAGGUGCAGUUCCCCGCAACGGGUGUGACCGUGGGGAGGACCGUCCGGCUCAACGUCAGCUAUGCUCCACAGACCAUGGCCAUCCACAUCUUCCAAGGAAAUAGCACAGCCCUCAAGAUUCUGCAAACCACAUCCCUUCCCAUCCUGGAGGGCGAGGCUCUGAGGCUGCUCUGUGUGGCUGACAGCAACCCCCCUGCACAGCUGAGCUGGUCCCGGGGGUCCCCCAGCCUGAACUCCACCCUCGUCUCCAGCACUUCGAUCCUGGAGCUGCCUCGCAUGGGGACGGGGAAUGAAGGACAGUUCACCUGCCAAGCUCAGCACCCCCUGGGCUCCCGAAAUCUCUCUCUCAGCCUCUCCGUGGUCUACCCCCCACGGCUGCUGGGACCCUUCUGCUCCUGGGAGGACCAGGGUCUGCGCUGCAGCUGCUCCUCCCGGGGCCAGCCGGCCCCCUCGCUGCGCUGGCGGCUGGGGGAGGGGCUGCUGGCGGGGAACCACAGCAACGCCUCCCACGCGGUCACCUCCCGCUCCGCGGGGCCCUGGGCCAACGGCUCCCUGAGCCUCCGCGCGGGGCUCGGCGCCGGCCUCCGGCUCAGCUGCGAGGCGGAGAACGUCCACGGGGCGCAGAGCGGCGGCGCCCUGCUGCUGCCAGGUAAACCAGAAACCAGUGGGGUCCUGGGAGCGGCCGGGGGAACCAGCAUCGUGGCCCUGGCCCUGCUUUCUCUCUGCCUUUGUCUCGUCUUCAGAGUGAAGACCUGCAGGGAGAAAGCAGUCCAGCAACUGCAGAGAGUGGACCACAACGGGAACCCAGUUGUGGGCUCAGGCUCCGGGGUGCAUCCGCAUCGUUUCUUGAGAGACAGCCCUUCAGCUCACCCACCCCCUGACGGUGCCAGCCCCAUCGCAAAAGAGGAACAGGAGCUCCAGUAUGCUUUCCUCAGAUUUCACAAUCUGAGGCGUCAGGAACAGGAAGGCACCAACACUGUGUACUCAGAGAUCAAGACACACUAA
This is a messenger RNA of Pteronotus mesoamericanus, 1854 nucleotides long. Its product is annotated as sialic acid-binding Ig-like lectin 13. The record is from RefSeq and is a predicted model, not a curated record. Gene Ontology annotation, cellular component: plasma membrane. Bases 1 to 1854 code for a protein of 617 amino acids. Gene Ontology annotation, molecular function: sialic acid binding. The transcript has 10 exons. Gene Ontology annotation, biological process: cell adhesion. NCBI's taxonomy places the organism in Eukaryota, Metazoa, Chordata, Mammalia, Chiroptera, Mormoopidae.